Messenger RNA from Zea mays, 1626 nucleotides. RefSeq names its product Serine/threonine-protein kinase WNK (With No Lysine)-related. The record is from RefSeq and is marked validated. The transcript has 7 exons. The coding region runs from base 238 to 1446 and encodes 402 amino acids. Lineage: Eukaryota; Viridiplantae; Streptophyta; Magnoliopsida; Poales; Poaceae.
GCAGCUUAGCCUAGCACUGCUGCAGCUUGCUUGCUUUGCUUUGCUUCUCCAGUAUUCUUCUUGGCCAGGCCUCAGAGCAGAGCUUUGGCUUGGCUAGUCGUCGUCCGCGGAUAGUCUCCGCUGCACCGUGUGCGUGCAAGCAAGGCAAGGCAACCAGCCAGCCGCGGCGACGACCGAUCGUCAACAAGCUCGAUCGCCUUGGCCGGCGGCCGGGCGGGCCACCGCAAGCCGCGAGCGAUGGAGGAGCAGCUGGGCCCGGUGGCGGUGACGCACCUGCUGCAGCACACGCUGCGGAGCCUCUGCACCGGCGACGCCCCGCAGUGGGUCUACGCCGUCUUCUGGCGCAUCCUGCCCCGGAACUACCCGCCCCCCAAAUGGGAUCUCCCUGGCGCCGCGUACGACAGGACCCGAGGGAACAGGAGGAACUGGAUCCUGGCAUGGGAGGACGGGUUCUGCAACUUCGCGGCGGCCAGCAGCUCUGCCGCCGCGUCCGCGUGCGGCCAAGAGGGGGCAGCGGCAGCUGCGGCGGUUGCAUAUGCCGGGGACUGUGAGGCAGCUGUGCAGGAUGCGGUGAAGCACCAGCACCAGCAGGCGCAGGGCCUGCAGCCUGAGCUGUUCUUCAAGAUGUCCCAUGACAUCUACAACUACGGCGAAGGUCUGAUAGGGAAAGUGGCGGCAGACCACAGCCACAAGUGGGUGUUCAAGGAGCCCCAGGAGCACGAGACGAGCAACCUCAUCUCCUCCUGGAGCAACCCUGCAGACUCUCAUCCGAGGACGUGGGAGGCGCAGUUCCAGUGCGGCAUCCAGACCAUCGCCCUGAUCGCUGUCAGGGAGGGCGUCGUGCAGCUCGGCUCCAUGAAAAAGGUAACGGAGGACCUGAGCUACGUGGUGAUGCUCCGCCGCAAGUUCGGGUACCUCGAGAGCAUCCCGGGGGUGCUGCUCCCGCACCCGUCGUCGGCGGGCGUGUUCGCGGGCGGUGGGUGCGUGGGGCCCCCGCCGGACAUCGCCGCGGCGUGGUCGUCGGGCCUGAUGCAACCGCCGGCCGCCGGCGCCGGGCCGCCGCUGGAGCUCUACGACCCCUACGGCGCCGGCGCGAUGGCCGCCGGGCCAGGCGCCGCCGCCGCCGCCGCCGCCGCUGCGUCCAUGCACAUCAUGCCGUCGAUGAGCAGCCUGGAGGCGCUGCUCUCCAAGCUGCCGUCGGUCGUGCCGCCGGCGCCGCAGCCAGCCGGGUCCGUGCCCGGAGCAGCGCCGCCGUCCAAGGACGACGAUUACGACGACGUGCAGGUGCAGCAGUGCCAUGGCAUGGACGACGUGGCGGCGAGCAACGGCGCAGCAGCGGUCGAGAGCGCGAGCCCGAGCGGCGCUGCCUCCGCGCCCAUGUCGUCGUCGUCGUCCUACUUUGUCAACGUGGGCAGUAGUAUUAAUCCCGGUGAUCAUGGGUUUUAGCUCGUCGUGGCAGCCCGGCCGGCUGCUCGUCUCGUAUGAUGGCAUGGCCAUGGCGUGCUUGUUAAUUAAUUGUGCUGGUCUUCGCUAGGGCGAAACCUAUCGAUCAUAUAUUACCAGUUGCCGUCGCUAUAUGCUAAUUAAUUAAUGUAGUUAACCCAAUGAUUUGGCAAUGUUGUCGUC